This is a messenger RNA of Anolis sagrei ordinatus, 1086 nucleotides long. NCBI's taxonomy places the organism in Eukaryota, Metazoa, Chordata, Lepidosauria, Squamata, Anolidae. The record is from RefSeq and is a predicted model, not a curated record.
CCGGAAGGUGGGCAUUUCCGGGACGGGCACUUCCGGGACGGGAGCCGUGCUAGAAGGGCAGCAUGAGUUGGAUUCCGUUCAAGAUCGGGCAGCCGAAGAAACAGAUUGUACCCAAGACAGUCGAGAGGGAUUUUGAACGCGAAUAUGGAAAGCUUCAACAGCUGGAGGAUCAGACAAAGAAGCUCCAGAAAGACAUGAAGAAAAGCACAGACGCAGACCUCGCCAUGUCCAAGUCCUCUGUGAAAAUCUCCUCCGACCUCCUGUCCAACCCGCUCUGCGAGCAAGACCCUCAGUUUCUUGAGAUGGUGAUGGCCCUGGACACCGCGUUGAAGAGAAUGGAUUCUUUUAACCAAGAAAAGGUGAACCAAAUCCAAAAGACAGUCAUAGAGCCUUUGAAAAAGUUUAGCAGUGUUUUCCCCAGCCUGAAUAUGGCGGUGAAGCGGCGUGAGCAGACCCUCCAGGACUACAAGAGACUGCAGUCCAAGGUGGAGAAAUACGAGGAGAAGGAGAAGACGGGGCCCAUCCUCACCAAGCUCCACCAGGCCCGGGAGGAACUGAGGCCCGUGAAGGAGGACUUUGAGGCCAAGAACAAGCAGCUCCUGGAAGAGAUGCCCAAAUUCUACAGCAGCCGCAUCGAUUACUUCAAGCCAAGCUUUGAGUCUCUCAUCCGAGCUCAGGUUGUGUACUACACGGAAAUGUACAAAAUCUUUGGCGACUUAACGGAACAGAUUGACGAGCCUGGCCUGACGGAUGAGCAGAGGGAGAAGGAGAAUGAAGCCAAGCUGAAUGAACUGAGGGCCCUUUCCAUCGUGGCAGAUGACUGAAAACCCAACAACGUGCUGAAGCUGCAAAGGUCUCCUUUUCCUUCCAGAUUUCCAAAGACUUGGGUCUCUGACCCAGACACUUUUGCAUCGAGGCUCUUUUCAUCCAGAGGAGUGAAUCUACAGCAACCCUCCGGAGACCCAAUGUGCAUUUCUCGCACAAUAUAGCUGGGUUUCCAUCACCUGUUGAUGCCCGUGGCUUCCAAAGGCUGCCCACCAACUCUGGACAUGGAAAAGACUUUGCAAACUACUAAUCACUUUGCAA